CAUGGCCAAGUAUCGGAUCUGAUCUGAAUGAAGUGGAGCUUCUCUUCCUCGGGAACUACCGCAACAGCAGCAGGCUGUGAAAGACUGAAACGAGUGCUGGAGCCGAUCGAUGUCGACCUGAACUGCCGCCGACCUACCAUCUGUGUUGGGUGUAGAUCUACUCUGUGUGAUGACCAGGGCGACCGAAGCUGCUGGCGCUGCCAGUGCAGUGGCCAUGGCUGCGUUGUGAGAUUGUUAUGUGCGAGUGCGCCCGAGUCCCGUGCUGCUAACUCACUGGUGUGUGUGUGUGUGUUGUCGACGGAGCGAAUAAUUUUGAUUCCAGUGGGACGAUCUUUAUCAUCGACGACCGUGUCGAGCAGUGCAGUAGCCGAGUAGGUAGUAGUAGGGUGAGUUGUCUACCCAUCAGCCAUCGGCCCUGCAUGGCCCUGCAAAUGCAAUGCAUGCGGCUAACCUUGAUUUGCGUGCAUAGUUAGCAACUGCCGUACUCGUUUCUCAGCCGUGCGACGAAUCGAAUGGUGGCACGGGCUGCUGCCACGACAGUUGGAAGUACCAGCAACCGCUGGAAAACAGUUGCUACUCCUGUCGUAGAUCUACUCCUACUGGCGAUUGGAUGUAAGCGUUGUGAGCGCAACGGAGCUGCGGUGUAGUUAGCGAGCUGUUUGGGGACCUGCCAGUCGUUCGGUGUUCCACUGCUGCUUGGAGAAGUGUCGCAAGGGCUGUGCUGAUGUCUGGAAUGGAACCUAAGCUGCAUGGACUUACUAAAGAGGAUUCCAGCCAUCACCUUUCCGCCCACGAUGGAGUUCAGUUCGCUCAGCAGACCGUGGCCAGGAUGAAAAAGAUCAUUGCCUCACCCAUGGGCAAGCGGAAACAAAAUGGAGCUGCAGCGUAUGGUGUGCCACUCGGUGAGCUCAUGAUUCAAGCUGGCCGUGUUGCUGUCGUGCCAGUAGUGAUGGACAAGCUGAUCGAUUUCAUCACCAAGCAUGGACUCGAUGAGCAGGGUUUGUUCAGAGUCAGUGGGAGUGCCAAAGUUGUGGAGAAGAUCAAGACCAUGUUCGAUCGAGGUGGUGACAUUGACCUGGAGCAGUUCAUGGGAGACCUGUCCGCAGUGGCUGGCGCACUGAAGCAGUUUUUGCGGGAGUUGCCGGAGCCUCUUAUACCAAGCUAUCAGCAUUCAAUGUUCAUCCGAGGUAGCAAAAAAUGCGAUGGCUGUGACGACAAGCUCGUUGAGGAACUGAAGAGUCUCGUCGCCAUCCUGCCCUUGACCAAUCGUAAUAUUCUCAAGUACCUCUGCAGUUUCCUGGACACGGUUGCGGAACAUGAGCAUAACAACAAGAUGAAUGCGAAAGGCCUUGGAAUAGUCUUUGGUCCCAAUGUGUUCAGAUGUACCAUGGAGGGCAUGGAGGGCCUGCAAGAGCAAACCUGCACGAACGUGAUCGUGGAGAAGUUUGUGUCUCGCUACGAGGAGAUCUUUGGGGAGCCUCCCUCAGCGUCUGCCUAUCAUAAAUCAGAGGUCAAUUCUCCAAUGUCACCAGUGGGAGGUGUACUACGCGUGAAACCGCAAGUGCAUGCUUCUUCGCCUCCGAACAGGCCCAAGCCUUAUCGCCAGUACAAGGCCGACAAACAGGAGGCCAGCAGCAGCCCCAAGCAUGGUCGCCACUCCAGUGACGGAGCCCUGGAAAGGGACGACGACAGCUCGGACGUGAACCACCCGAUGUCACCCAAGCGCAGCUUGUCCUUAGAGCAGGCUGACGAUGGGCGGCCAAGGAGGAUGAACCGGUGGGUGUCUGGAGGCGGCAAUGGCUCUUCACCGCAUCAGCAUCAUGGACGACAUGUGUCUGCACCGCGUUCACCUGGUGUCAUACGCCGUGUCUAUCUCGACAAAUCACUUGAAAGGGACAAGACGGACUCGGCAAAUGGUGAUGGAGCGUUACUUACUGUGCCAAAUGGAAUUGGUUUGAGUGCCUUGGACAAUGAUGGGCGUGCAGAUUCACCAUGGUCCCCGAGUGGAAGUGUCGUGACAACACCAGUGCCGGACUCAGCUGUCACUCCCACUAGCAAUGCGCUGAUCGAUGAGGUGAUUGAGAAUACGAUCCGGGAAAAGCUGCUGGGAAUGUCUAUCGGUGACGACGGCGACGAGAGUGCAAUCGGCAGCCUUGGCAGCGGCAGCAUUCAUCACUUCUCCGGUGAGGACAUGGCUGAGAUCAUGGCACCGGGCAGUCGCUAUGGCGAUGGUAGCCAGGACACGUCCACCGGGUCAUCCAGACUGUUUGUGCCUCGCAAACACUCCGCUGCGGAUGGUUCGCCGGAUAGUAACAGUGAAGAGGACGAUGUUGCACUGCGGGGCAACCAUCGGCCAGGCAGAGCAACCAUAGCAGAGAUUACCUCGGCAAUUCCCACCAUCCAAACCGAGGACGUGAGCAGGCAUGAUGCCGCACAGCCGGUGGAUAGUUUCUCUCCUUCUCGGCGAUCAGGUAGCGUGGAAACAACACUGAGCGUGGGCAGGGAGGCCCAGGCCACUAGGGGCAUGCGUAGCACGGAUCAGAACGGACGCUCAAUCGCAGAAGAAGGGACGAAUAUGACUGGUGAUGCAUCCGACACUGGGCUGGAUGGAAGCCAGAAAAAGAAGGAGCGCCCAGCAGUUCCACAAAGGCCCAAGGGCAGGAAGCCCAGCGUGGAUGGCGAUACACCGGACGGUGCCAUAGUCUCCACCAUAAGAGGUCCAGGCCGCAAGUUCGACGAGGUGACAGAGAAUGCCGAAGUUCUCAAGCCGCUGACACGAGAACGACCUGCAGGUCCACCUCGGCGUAAUGGCAGCCUAUCGAGAAAGGGCCGGGAACGCCUGGCCUCCAUUCCCUCUAUGAAUGCGGCAGACGGUGUCGGUCACCACAAUGGCAGUGGCGACCUACACCUGCACAACCAGCCGACCACCCUGCUCGAUCUUGCCAGUACGUGCACGCUAAAUCCCAACGACGACAUGCCACCACCGGUAGAUCCCAACGCUCUCUCCUACUCCAUCGUCAAUGGAGUGCGCGUGCGGCGCCGUAAGAAGCGAGUGCCAGUAACGACACAGCUGAGAAUGUCUGUUAGCAAGGACGAGAAGACGCAGCGCAUAUCGCUGUCCUUCGACGUGGGAAACCAGACGGCCAGAAAUAACGCCGCUGAGGACUGCAAUGGGGGCAACACGGCAGCCAGAAAUAACGCCGCUGAGAACUGCAAUGUGGAAAACACGACGGCCAGAAAUAACUCGGCUGAUGACUCCGACAAGGCAGACAACGAGGGCACGCCUGAGCAGAGGCGAAGUACGAUGCCGGAUGGUGUUAAACAGAAACGUCAUCUACCGAACAUACCAGCAGAGAAGCAGCGGAUGUCACAGAGCACAUCCCCGUCACCUGAAAACAUGUCGACUGCUAACGGACACGACGCUAAACCGUACGCUAUAGUGAUGGCGCUCCCGGGCCUGUCGCAGGAGAGUCGGACGUCUCGCGAAGACCUCCAGCGGCCAACGACCUCAUCCUCCUCGUCGCAGGGCAUGGAUGAUUUUGUCUAUCAGUGCAAAGUACCCACGCCGAACGAGUAUGAACGGAUGGAUGUGCCGGAAAUUGGCACUCAUGUUCAUGAACUGAAGGAAGUUGCUCACCGCCAUGACAAGCUGUUCUUUGAGAGGUUCAAGCGAAAGGCUCACCAGCCGGACCGCAUGGCUAUUCGUAACGUCAUCGUUAGUCUUGCAGCUGCCAAGAAGCGACUUGAAGGGCUGAAGAAAGAACAAGCGGAACAAGCGACUCUCAACGAGACGAGACCGUCCACGAGCAACGCAAUGCCUAGGCAAGAUCCACCAGCAUCGGCAGCAAACUCCUACCGCGGUCCUACACCAAUCUCAAGUCCCAGUCCAGAAGCAGCUCCGCCAAAUGACCGAGAUACCAACAACUCGGCACCCAAUGUGUCACGCGAGUCUCCCGCUUUCAGCCUGAGUACAGGCACAGAGGCGGCCGUCGAAGAGGUCUGGAAAGCUGUGUUGAUGAGCCGCAGAGCUGCCGGAAGGCCAUCUGAUAUCUUUGAAAUGACGGGGAGAGAGCUCACGGACGAAAAGCACGCCGUCCAGAAACAGCUGCUGAAGUACGAAUCUGCAUUUGGCAGGCCGAAAACAGGAGAAGAACGCCGCCUUCUGAAACCAGUCUAUGAACACUAUAAGGUGUUGAAGCGGGAAAUUGAACGCAAGGACAUCAGUCCGGAUGCCUUUGAAUCUCCACCGACCGCCAUCCAGUCCUUAUCUGGCACGAUGCUAGAAGACGGCGAUACGUUUGACUCUGAUGCACAUGCAAAGGCGUUUCGGUCAACUGCAAACCGUGGUCGGAUCAUGUCGGAUCGCAUCGGCCAGCGGUCUCCCUCGCCAGUUGCAAGCGGGGAGAGAGACAACUUGUCGCGAUCUUUGCCGGUGGCCAGUGCUACGGAUCACCUGCGCUCCGACAAACUGGCCAAGACAUCCGUGCUAGGAGGCGGAAGAGAAGGUGCCACGCGUAAAGGAUCCACCAUCAGCGAGGCGCCAAUCUCGUCCGGCUGGAUGGGCGACUUGAAAUUACUGAACCGAAUUGAGCUGCUGGAACAGUUCAAGGCAAUUACCGACUCUAAGCAGCGCGUGAAACGGAAGCUGAAACAGUAUGAGGAAGACUUCUUCCAGCGCACAGGCAGGCGAGUUGGAAAGGAAGAUCGAGGAGCAUUCAUCGAUGACUACGAGGAGUACAAGCACGCGAAAGCAAAGCUGCGUGUCAUCGAGGGCUUACUGGCGAAGGUCGACACGCGCAGCAACGAAACAUGCUGACCAGACCGCCGCCCACCCACUCACUCGCCGAGCGACUCGCUGUGCCUGGUUGGCAGCGCGGUGAAGCACGGCCUUCAAGCAAGCAGUGAGCCUCGUGACAGUCGCCGUUGCCUGGUAUAUUACUCAGUGAUUGGCACCUCGCAGCACACCUGCUCCUGUCCCUCUCUGGCCCUGUAAUACCUUUUAGACAGCAGCAGCAGCAGCAGCCAUGUAAUAAAGACUACUGGACAUGGUGAUGUUGAGCAGAUCAGAAAAACACACAGUAUUUGGUGAUUCUAUGGCCGGUCCGAAGUGUUCCUUAGCCAGCAUCAAACACAUGCCGGCAUGCCUGAUGAGUAAACACAUGCCGGCAUGCCUGAUGAGUAAACACAUGCCGGCAUGCCUGAUGAGUAUAAUUAUACACUAUACGUGUAGCUUGCACAGUGUAUGAGAGCGGCGUGUAGUAUCUGCAUGUCCUGGGUCUAGCCCACACUUCUAGUAUGCGCGCUUGUGAGAUUCCAGCCCUGUUGCUUCUGCCGAGGCGAGCAGGCUUUUCAAGAGCCCUUGCUAUUCACUCCCGUUUGAGCAUACUUGUACUUACGCGUAUCGCCCCCGCACCCUACCACUGAGCUAGGUUUACUACAAUCUUCUGACACGGUGCAGGUAGUUUGAUCAGGAGUUUACUUUUGUCAUAUGAUGAUCUAUAUGUUGUGCGCACAGUGUGUGGGAAUCCGCCUUACUGGUGGCCUGGCUACCUUCACACUCAUCUCCGAGUCUUGAUAUAUAUGCUUCGAAGUAUAUUUUUUGCUUUCAGCUCUACACACUGUUGAACAACCAUCAGCCAUUGCUUGCUGGUCGCUGGUCUCGCCUGUCCAUGAUAAUCUAUCUGAAGUUGAAAUCACCAG
Molecule: messenger RNA, 5700 nt
Organism: Sycon ciliatum
Lineage: Eukaryota; Metazoa; Porifera; Calcarea; Leucosolenida; Sycettidae
Product: protein FAM13A-like
Exons: 38
Coding region: 725-4816 (1363 amino acids)
Biological process (GO): signal transduction
Source: RefSeq, a predicted model, not a curated record